Aphanomyces invadans is the source of this 2221-nucleotide messenger RNA. RefSeq lists its product as hypothetical. Lineage: Eukaryota; Oomycota; Saprolegniomycetes; Saprolegniales; Verrucalvaceae. Bases 1 to 2202 code for a protein of 733 amino acids. The transcript is spliced from 4 exons. The record is from RefSeq and is a predicted model, not a curated record. Gene Ontology annotation, molecular function: protein binding; mannosyltransferase activity. Gene Ontology annotation, biological process: endoplasmic reticulum unfolded protein response; protein O-linked glycosylation via mannose. Gene Ontology annotation, cellular component: endoplasmic reticulum.
AUGACAAGGUGGAGCGUCGCGGCGGUGGGAGCGGCGGCGAUGAUCGCGUACAGCAACACGACGUUCUCCCAUUUUGCAUGGGACGACCGAGGUGCGAUCCUUACGAACAUGGAUGUGCGUACGGAUGUCACGCCCAUACAGAGCAUCCUAUACCAUGAUUUCUGGGGCAUGAACUUGACUUCUCCUCACAGUCACAAGAGCUUUCGACCAGUCACAGUGGCGUCAUUUCGACUGAACUAUGCCAUCCAUGGUCUACAUCCUCACGGAUACCACCUCGUGAACGUCCUCUUGCACGGGGUGGUAUCCAUGCUGGUGGUGCGAACAGGCCAAGCCUUGUGCGUCGACAACAGUGAGACCAUGGCGCCACUAUUUGGCGGAUUACUGUUUGCCGUGCAUCCCAUACACUGCGAUUCCGUCGCAAGUGUCGUCGGGCGCUCAGAUAUUCUGUGCGCCGUAUUCUCACUUCUCGCACUGCUUUCGUACCACCAAGGACUGCUCUGCCGCCACCAAUCGAAACGUCGUCAACAUACGUGGACACUAUUCGCUGUGGCGUCGAUCUGCUUGGCAACCUUGGCCAAAGAAUCUGGGUUUGCGAUGUUUGCCGUUCUCGUGGCGAUGGAAUACACAAAGCACUGCGGUGUCGGCGCACUCCGUCGGAGCGGUGGCGUGAUGGCAGCUGGCGCAGCGUUCUUUGCAUGGCGCGUGUGGAUGAACGGUCCUUCUAUGAUGUACCAAUGGAGCAUCUACGAAAACGAGUUUGCACACUUGCCGUCGACGACGGCCAAGGCACUUUCGUACGCGCACGUCCACUCGCUAUACCUGUGGAAGCUAUUUUGGCCACGGCACCUAUGCUACGACUACGGCUGGAAGACCAUCGAUGCUGUCACGAGCGUGAACGACGUUCGCAACUUCGGGUCGGCCGUGGCGUAUGUUUGCGUCCUCACUUGUGUCAUCGUGAGCGCGGCACAUCGACAGACGUCGCCCGUGUUUGUCAUGCUCGCGCUGGGAAUCUGCCCGUUUGUUCCAGCAUCCCACGUCUUGUUCCCCGUCGGGACGAUCGUUGCCGAGCGAUUGUUGUACUUGCCAAGCGUGGGAUUUUGUCUUGUUGUGGGGUGGGUAGUCGACAUUGCAAUGCAGGCCGCGAAUCCGGCGGCGAAAGUGCACGUGCUCUCGUUGGUGGGCUUGGUUUUGAUCGCGGCUACGAUGCGCACCGCGACGAGAAAUCUCGAUUGGUAUGACGAAGCCACGCUAUUUCAGAGCGCGUUGCAUGUCGCGCCGACCAGCGUCAAGGUCUUGUCAAACCUUGGCAAAGUCACCUUGCCAAAGAACGCGACAUUGGCCGCGUUGUACCUCGAACAUGCCGUCACUCUCAUGCCCACGUACGCGCUGGCCCAUCUCAACCUCGCAGCAUGCUAUUCAGCGCUGAAGCAGCCGCUGCACGCGAUGCACCACUUGGUGCAUUCGAUCGAGCUUGUUCCCAACGUCAAGGCACACAUAUCACUUGGGCAACACUUGGUCGAGUUUUGGGAAUCCCACGUCGGUGUGGGCGACUCGACGCUGAACACAGCAGCCCGCCUCAUCCGCCAUGCCAUCGACCAAGGGGCGGCAUGUCCUUCCGCGUUCUACGGUCACGCCAAAGUGGCGUUUGCGCAUGGCAACAUAGACGACACUCUUCGGUCUUUAGCCAAGACAAAGCAAGCGAAUGCGCACGUCGCGGCGCGAGGGUACGACUUGAACGAAGCCGUUGAUCCAUGUUUGGUUGAUACGUUGACGGGCCUGGCGUGGGAGCGAUCCAACUUGACGGCCGCUGUGUUGUUUUACAUAUCCUUUUUGACACGUUGUAUGUCAACGAUCUCCAAACGUAUCCACGACGGUGUCCUUGACAGACUGCACGGCCGUGUCAUGCGCUUGCCGACGUUCCUAGACUGCGUUUCCGUCGUGAACAAUGCCGCCGCGAGUUUGCAUCGCUACGGCCGGACUGUGGACGCUGUGGCUCUGCUCGAGGCUGCCACCGUCCGCCACCCGCUUCAUGCCGUGUUGUGGUCCAAUGCUGGGUACAUGGCGGAAUCUCUUGGACGCCAUGAUGACUCUUUGAUGUUCUUUGAGACUGCGCUGCAACUACAGCCAGAUUCGCCGCACGUUCGAACCAAAGUGGAGUUAAUUAAAGCGAGGCGGCACCAGCUACUCGUCAAAAAACACUGACAUAUAUGGUCUACAUUUG